This is a messenger RNA of Asparagus officinalis (garden asparagus), 1828 nucleotides long. Its product is annotated as structural maintenance of chromosomes protein 1-like. Gene Ontology annotation, biological process: sister chromatid cohesion. Gene Ontology annotation, molecular function: DNA binding; ATP hydrolysis activity; protein binding. Gene Ontology annotation, cellular component: chromosome; cohesin complex; nucleus. Lineage: Eukaryota; Viridiplantae; Streptophyta; Magnoliopsida; Asparagales; Asparagaceae. The record is from RefSeq and is a predicted model, not a curated record.
AAAACAAUUCGUGGAAAACUAUUCAAAUUGGAGGAAGAGAAGAAAAAUGUUAAGCAAGAGAUUGCUCGUCUAAAGCCUGAGCUUCAAAAGUUGAAACGGCUUAUAGUUAAAAGGACAGAAGACAUUCAAAAGUUGGAGAAGAAGAUAAAUGAAAUAGUUGAUCGAAUCUAUAAGGACUUCAGCCGGUCCGUUGGAGUGAAAAACAUUCGUGAAUAUGAAGAGAACCAGCUCAAGGUUGCUCAAGAAAUGUAUGAGAGAAAGCUAAGCUUGAGCAAUCAGAUGUCAAAGUUGAAAUAUCAGCUGGAAUACGAGCAAAAGAGGGACAUGGAUUCACCGAUUGCAAAGUUGAUGUCAUCUCUUGAAUCUUUGGAUGAGGAUUUGAAAAAUGCACAAAAGAAAGAUUCUGAUGCCAAACUAGCAGCAGAGAAGAUUGAAGCUCAGAUGGAGGAGUGGAAAACUGAAGUUGAUAAAUGGAAGGGCAUGUCUGAUGAAUGCGAAGAAGUUAUCGAAGAGCUGAGGAAGCAGUGUGCCACUCUCAAAGACACCAUCGGGAAAUUGAAUCGCCAGAUAAAUUCAAAAGAGGCACAACAUGAGCAGCUUAAAUCACGCAAACAGGAGGUUCUUGAGAAGUGUGAACUCGAGCAAAUAAAGCUCCCAACUAUUGAUGAUCCAAUGGAAACCGAAUCACCAGAAUCUGGAGAAGUAUUUGAUUACAGCCAGCUUAGCAAUUCAUAUUUGAAGGACAUGAGGCAGUCAGAACGAGGAAAGCUUGAAACGGAGUUCAAACAGAAAAUGGAAACUUUAAUUGCAGAAAUUGAACGAACGGCUCCAAAUCUGAAAGCAUUAGAUCAGUAUGAAGCUUUGCAAGGAAAAGAGAAGGAAGUAAUCAUAAAGUUUGAAGCAGUGAGGAAGGAAGAGAAAGAAAUAUCUGACAAGUACAAUGCUGUUAGGCAAAGGAGGUACGAACUAUUUAUGGAGGCUUUUGAUCAUAUUGCCAAAAACAUUGACAAAAUUUACAAACAAUUAACUAAGAGUCAUACACAUCCAAUUGGAGGAACAGCAUAUUUGACUCUGGAAAAUGAUGAUGAGCCUUUCUUGCAUGGAAUUAAAUAUACUACCAUGCCCCCUACAAAGCGUUUUAGAGAUAUGGAGCAGUUAUCAGGUGGGGAAAAGACCGUUGCCGCGCUUGCCCUGCUUUUCGCUAUACACAGUUACAGGCCAUCUCCAUUCUUUAUCCUUGACGAAGUUGAUGCAGCGCUGGAUAACUUGAACGUAGCCAAGGUUGCUGGUUUCAUUCGGUCGAAAUCAUGUGAUGGAGCUAGGGCCAACCAAGAUGACGAGGGUGGAAAUGGGUUUCAGAGUAUUGUGAUAUCCCUGAAAGACAGCUUCUAUGACAAAGCCGAGGCCUUGGUUGGUGUUUAUAGAGAUUCAGAAAGAAGCUGUUCAAGAACUUUGACAUUCGACCUUACCAAAUACAGGGAGUCGUGAGAUUAAAAAAUGUAACAUUUAGAAGUCAGUUGUAAAUGUAAAUUGUGAAUAUAAGUAGCGAAGGAGUUCCCAUUGCCACUGCCAGUAUCUCGACAGCGACCGGAAGCCAUGCUGUACAUUGUAGCCAAAGCAAAGUUGUUUAUACUUGUGAUUGUGGGGCUAUCACUUCUUUGCUUGUAGUUUGCUUUUGUAAAAAGGUGCAACUUGCUGUACUUUUACCGGAUUUCUUUAACACCUUUUUUUUCCAAUGUUACUUUGUAUUGGUUUACAUUAUUAUAAACCCCCCUUUCUAACGAGGGGGCGGUAGCACAUAAGCGCUAGCAGGAUGGUUUGAUGGCAA